GAAGAAACAUAGGGAUGAAUGAGCACAGAUAAUUAACAUCUGUAACGGGUGUCUGGUGGAAAGUAGUGCUGUAGAUAGGUUUCUGCUGUAUAUACAGUAUAUUCUGUGACUUAUUGGUCUCUGUUAGUGUGUUGUCAACACAUAAUCUGACUGUUUAUGGCCUCCGUUCAUAUAACCUCUAACUGCUGAGGCACAUGCACUCUCUGCACCAGCCAAUCAUCAGGUAUCACCACCCAAUAAAUGGGUAAUACUGUUUAACCAGCUGUGGAAAACGAGAAGGAAGAAAAGUGGAAGGGAUACAGUUCACAGGUCUUCAGAUGCUAAGGUGGAAGUUGUGGCAAAAAACUUUUUAAGCACAGCUGGUGUUUCUGACAACAGAGACAGAGCUCAGUGUGAGUUGAGAAGAAGGAUUUAACUCAAGCAAUGUUGAACCGACGUGUCGGGAGAGUGAGGAACGCCCUGGUGCGAGAGUGCAUGGCUGAGUUCUUGGGAACUUUUGUCUUGCUGCUCUUUGGCUGCUCUGCUGCAGCGCAGGUAAAGACAAGCAGAGAGACUAAAGGUCAGUUCCUGUCAGUCAACAUGGCCUUCUCUGUGGGCGUGAUGUCAGCUAUGUACCUCACCAAGAACAUCUCAGGGGCUCAUUUCAAUCCAGCGGUAACUCUGAGUUUCUGUGUGUUGGGCCAGCUACCCUGGGGAAAGCUGGUGCCCUACUGCCUCUCCCAGGUGCUGGGGGCUUAUCUGGGCUCAGGGCUCGUCUACUUGGUCUACUAUGAUGCCAUAAUGGAGUUCAGUGGAGGAGUAUUGACUGUCUAUGGCCCAAAUGAGACAGCAUCUAUAUUUGCCACAUAUCCCUCAGAGUACAUCACUUUGGGUAGGAGUUUCCUUGACCAGGUAGUGGGCACUGGCAUGCUGAUGUUGUGCAUACUGGGUUUGGAUGAAAAGAGAAACACCCCGGCUCCCUCAGAGCUGAUUCCUCCUAUAGUGGCAGUGAUCGUCCUGGGGAUCUCUAUGUCAAUGUCAGCCAACUGUGGUGCUGCAAUAAACCCUGCUCGGGACCUGGGGCCACGCCUCUUCACACUGACUGCAGGCUGGGGCACUGAGGUCUUUACGUGUUACAACUACUGGUUCUGGGUGCCCUUGGUGGCCCCACUUGUUGGAGGUGUUAUAGGUUCUUUCAUAUAUUUGUUCUUCAUCCACUGGCACCUGCCUGACCCAGACCCUCCUGAGAGCCUCUCCUCUCUCUCCACUAUCAGUGACAAAAUCAAGCAGCCCAGCACAAUGUGGGACAAUAGAGGAGAGUUAAAGGCUACAAAUCUCUGUUACUGUAAUGAAAAUAUGUUGUUAUGAGCCAGUUAAAGACAAUAAUCUGUGAAUUAUGUUUGAGAAAGCAGAGUUUGAAUACCUGAGUUUAGUUACUGUCAAGAUGCAUACUUUGAGAGAAAUACCCACUCAAAAUGUCUUUGUAUUACUUGAGUCAACUUCAAGGCUUUUUCUAAGGAGAAUGAACCCUGUAAUGUCAUU
Molecule: messenger RNA, 1521 nt
Organism: Etheostoma spectabile (orangethroat darter)
Lineage: Eukaryota; Metazoa; Chordata; Actinopteri; Perciformes; Percidae
Gene: aqp10a
Product: aquaporin 10a
Exons: 6
Coding region: 424-1347 (307 amino acids)
Biological process (GO): glycerol transmembrane transport; water transport
Cellular component (GO): plasma membrane; basolateral plasma membrane
Molecular function (GO): glycerol channel activity; urea transmembrane transporter activity; water channel activity
Source: RefSeq, a predicted model, not a curated record